This is a messenger RNA of Papaver somniferum (opium poppy), 1278 nucleotides long. RefSeq lists its product as uncharacterized. NCBI's taxonomy places the organism in Eukaryota, Viridiplantae, Streptophyta, Magnoliopsida, Ranunculales, Papaveraceae. The transcript has 2 exons. Bases 1 to 1278 code for a protein of 425 amino acids. The record is from RefSeq and is a predicted model, not a curated record.
AUGUCACCUGGAAAUAUUUAUGCCGCCAAGCUGGGAAGCGUUAACAACUCCAAAAAUAUGCUAAACAUUGAUGAUGAGCUCUUUUUCGUGGCCUAUCUGAAUAUUAAGACUCAUCCUGGUCAUAAGAUAACCCUCCUCACAGGUUCAGAAAAUGAAGAAGCUGCCCCAUCAGUUUCCCCAGAGCGUGUGAUGAGGUUCUGUCUUCAAAAGAAAGAAUAUCGAGCUUCUCCUAUUGAUUUUAAAAUUUUCCAUAAUCCAUUGCGCUCUUAUGAAGGAUGGAUGAGGCAUAUGUUGAGCAAUGAACGCAUCAAGAAUAACCUGACUAAAGCACAAGUUAUUGAAGUUGUCAUGGCGUCUGCAACACUUCAUAUCAGGAAAGAUUUUGUAGGUUUGAUCACUUUCGUUUCUCGAUGGUGUCCUUCCACGCACACGACCAUAUAUAGAUGGGGAGAGAUGACCAUCACGUUGGAAAGUGUAGCCGUUUUUUUGAGUCUUCCAGUUGCAGGGAAUCUUGAUGUUAAGUUGUCCGCUGAAGAAGAGGUGAUGGACGUUCUUGAUGAUGGCUCUGGUAAGAAGGUUAUAAGACGGAAGCUCGUUAUGUUUUCCAUUAAGCUGGCGCAAGGCGUAGUCCUCCCCUUAGGCAGCUUGUUCCUUGGGUCUUUGUACUCUCAUCUGGAUUCCUCGCAGCAGACAUGUAUGUUUCCAACGAAGGUGGAGUCGCGUGUUCACAUUUCUUUUAUUCAAGCAUGCUUAUGGGAGCAGUUUAAAGGUUAUGCUCCUGUCCCUGCAUCUUCGUUUUCCAGUCUGUAUGGAGGUUCCAGAAUACUCCGUCGGCAUAAAAGGCGUCCAAAGCCCGAGUUGAAUCUUAUUGAUUUUUUCGACAGCGUGUAUGCCAUAGAUUUUCGUCCGUGGGAACCGGUUCAUUCUUAUGUAGUUCAGCCAAAAACCUUUGCCGCAGAUCCUGAUAUAGCGUUGAGCACUGAUGGAGCGGAUAUGAGUUUUGAAGAGAUCAUAUUUAUGCAAAGCUGCAUGCCAGGAUAUAUUCCAUCUUUCUUCAAUGGAUCCUUUAUUGUAGUUUCGUAUAACAUUGAUAGAGCUGCUCUUCAUAUGGGAUUCGAUCAGGGAAUCCGGUUCGAUCGCCCGCUAAAACCUUCGGCGGAGCUUUUGCAAUCUGUUCUUAAUGCUAGCCUCUUUGCCACAAAGAUGAGCCUUCCAUUCUGGAUCCUAAGAAGAAAACCAGUGGCGACUGAUAAGUACAAGGAAUUCUGGAGAGAAUAG